This is a messenger RNA of Geodia barretti, 1254 nucleotides long. The record is from the annotation of a GenBank genome assembly. Lineage: Eukaryota; Metazoa; Porifera; Demospongiae; Tetractinellida; Geodiidae.
CAUCGACGAGUCGCCAGGUUUCGUAUCCUUGAAUCGACCGACGAGCGACCUCGUUUUCGGUUGCCGGCGCCCGUCCACCCCCUACAUUCCUCCCCCGGUGCCGGUGACUACAACCCUUCACCAUUUGACAAACAGGACCAGCGCGUGACGACACCUCCAGAGCCUCACGUCGAGUUCGAGGACAUCGCCAAGAGCUACGAUGGCCGUGUCCUGGCCGUUCAGGGGCUGAACCUCGCGGUGCGACGGGGCGAGUUCCUGAGCCUGCUCGGGCCGUCCGGGUCCGGGAAGACGACGUGCCUGAUGAUGCUGGCCGGUUUCGAGACCCCGACCACGGGCGCCAUCCGCAUCAACGGACGCUCCGUCCACGCGUUGCCGCCCCGCAAGCGGGGCAUCGGCAUGGUGUUCCAGGACUACGCGCUCUUUCCCCACAUGACCGUGGAGGACAACCUCGCCUUCCCGCUGGAUGUGCGCGGCAUCGGCCGCGAGCGGCGCGGCGAGCUGGUCGACCGGGCCCUUCAGCUGGUCCGGCUGGAGGGCUUCCAGAUGCGCAGGCCCGGGCAGCUCUCGGGAGGUCAGCAGCAGCGCGUGGCCAUCGCCCGCGCUCUCGUGUUCGAACCGGAGCUCGUGUUGAUGGACGAGCCCCUGGGUGCCCUGGACCGCCAUCUGCGUGAGGAGAUGCAGUACGAGAUCCGCCGCAUCCACCGGACGCUCGGCGUGACCAUCGUCUACGUGACCCAUGACCAGCAGGAAGCGAUGGUCAUGUCGGACCGCAUCGCCGUGCUGCGCGACGGCAUGAUCGAGCAGAUCGCGCCGCCCGAAGCCCUGUACGAAGAGCCGAAUCGCUCCUUCGUGGCGCGCUUCAUCGGCGAGAACAACCGUCUGCAUGGACGGGUGGCCGGGGUCCUCGGGGACCUGUGCGAGGUGGCCGUCGGCGACAAGGUCGUGCAGGCGCUGCGCGUGGUGGAUUGCGCACCGGGGGACCGAGUCACCCUGUCGUCCGCCCCGAGCGGUGGCGAUCCACCCGGUGGCUGCUUGUACACCAACGAAUUCGACGCGCUGAUCGAGCACAUAACCUUCGUGGGGAUCACUUGCGCAUUCGCAUGGAGACAUGCGGGCCGGCCGGACUUCAUCGCCAAGAUCCCCCAACGUGGUGGGGCAGGGGCCGUGUUGGAGGGCGACCAGAUUCCGGGUGGGAUGGACGCCGACCGAUUGCCGCGUGCUGGACUACGUCGCGGUCCGGAGGCCGAGGCGUGA